AAUAUAUAUAAAAAAAAAAAAAAAGUUCAAUGUCCAAGUGAAAGUCUAUGUCAGUCUAAGAUGGACCGGGCCGUCGACGUGUUGGUGCAGAACAAAAAAGUGGUUCUGCUGAUCGGCGGAACCGCCGUUGCAGCUCUGGGGCUCUACGCCGGAUAUAAAUACCUGUGGAGGCCAGAAAAAGCUGUUCGCGUGGGUGUAGUGUCGCAGCUCCUCAUUCACCCUCUCAAAUCUGGCAAAGCGGUGCCCGUGGCUGAAGCAGAAUGCCAGAAAAUGGGGCUGAAGUUUGGAGAGCUGCAGGAUCGACACUGGCUGGUGGUGACGGAGGAUGGUCACAUGGUGACGGCCCGGCAGGAGCCUCGGCUGGUGCUGGUGUCUCUGAACUGUGAGCGAGGUCAGGCCAGUCUGAACGGACCCAACAUGGAGGAGCUGAGGUUCCCCAUCGAACAGCCCAACAACCCCAUCAUCGGCUGCAGAGUCUUCAGCGCUGACAUCCAGGGACGGGACUGUGGGGACAAAGUGUCUCAGUGGCUCACCUGUUAUCUCGGUUCGGAGAAAACCGUUCGCUUGGUGCACUUUGAACCUCACAUGACGCCGAGGAACUCGCCAGAACCUUUGUUCCCUAAGAGCGAGCAAGUGGCAUAUCCAGAUGUGGCGCCUGUGAUGCUGCUGUCAGAGGCCUCCGUUAAGGAUCUGAGCAGUAAGCUGGAUAACGGAGUGACCGUGGAGCGUUUCCGCCCGAGCAUCGUGAUAAGCGACUGUAAACCAUUCGAUGAGGAUACAUGGGAACAGAUCCAGAUUGGCAACGUGCGACUGCAGCGUGUAAUGUCAUGUGGAAGGUGUAUUCUCACCACGGUCGACCCAAACACGGGUGUAAUCAGCAGAAAAGAGCCUCUGGAAACACUGAAAAGCUAUCGUCUGUGCGACCCGUCCGAGAAGCACAUCUACAAAAAGGCCCCGCUGUUCGGACAGCUGCACACGGUGAAGAAGACGGGGACGCUUAAGGUCGGAGACGAGGUUUACAAGAUCAGCCGCUGAGAGACGGGAAGCCAGAGAGAGGGGAAACGUGACCUCAGAAUCAUUCAGAAGACGAGAAGAGGUGCAUCUAAUUACACCUGGUUUAUAGUAAUUGUAAAGGAAGAGGUUAUUAAAGUUGUGAAGACACAAUGAGAAAAGGGGGCUGUGAGUCACAGAGACACAAAUAUCCUUUCAUAAGAGUUCGUGGUGUAGUUUUUUUUUUGUAUUAAUUGUCAUUCCACGGGGCUGCGUCUACGUCUGAUGAGCUAUCGAGCAACACUAAUGAGAUUUGAAUUAGACACAUUUCAACACAACAGCGGCACAUUGUGCCCACUGUUUAUUAAACCCACUGUUUAUUAAAUCUCAAAGGCUCAUGCUGUUAUUCAUGGGUGAAAUGAAAAUUGCCCGAAGUGUUUGCUUUGUAAUGUUCCCUGGAAUAAACAAGUAAGAGAAGAACUGCUGGAGCUUUGGUCACCACUGAAAUGAAAAUAAAAAAAAUAAAUAAAU
This is a messenger RNA of Mugil cephalus (flathead mullet), 1521 nucleotides long. RefSeq names its product mitochondrial amidoxime reducing component 1 (gene marc1). The transcript is spliced from 7 exons. Gene Ontology annotation, biological process: nitrate metabolic process. The coding region runs from base 61 to 1035 and encodes 324 amino acids. NCBI's taxonomy places the organism in Eukaryota, Metazoa, Chordata, Actinopteri, Mugiliformes, Mugilidae. Gene Ontology annotation, molecular function: pyridoxal phosphate binding; molybdenum ion binding; molybdopterin cofactor binding. The record is from RefSeq and is a predicted model, not a curated record. Gene Ontology annotation, cellular component: mitochondrial inner membrane.